UCCUCCUCCUCCUCCUCUCAGCCCGUGAAAGACCUCAGCUCCUCGGUGUCUCUCCGCACACACAUUUGGUCUUUGUUUGCUCCUGCUGCUUCCUCCUAAAACACAAAAGGCACCUAACAUUAAUCAAAAUGGCCAUGGUUCUAGCUUACUGGGACAUUCGCGGGCUCGCCCAGCCCGUCCGCCUCCUCCUGGAGUACACCGGUACUGCAUAUGAUGAAAAGUUUUACACCUGUGGUGAAGCUCCGGACUAUGACAGAAGCUGCUGGUUUGGUGAGAAGGAGAAACUUGGAAUUGACUUCCCCAACCUGCCCUACUUGUUAGAUGGAGACAGGAAGAUAACGCAGAGCAACGCCAUAAUGAGAUACAUCGCUCGCAAACACAACCUGUGUGGAGAGACGGAGGAUGAAAAGGUCAGAGUGGACUUGCUGGAGAACCAGGCCAUGGACUUUAGAAACGGCUUUGUGAGGCUGUGCUACACCGACUUCGAAAAGCUAAAGCCAGGAUACCUCAGCUCGCUGCAAGGUACUCUGAAGCAAUUCUCCGACUUCCUGGGUGACAGGAAGUGGUUCGCUGGUGACAAGAUCACCUUUGUGGACUUUGUCAUGUAUGAGCUGCUGGAUCAGCACAGGAUGUUUCAUUCUUCAUGCUUGGACGACUUCAAAAACCUCAAAGAUUUCUUGGACCGCUUUGAGGCGCUGGAGAAGAUUGCUGCCUACAUGAAGUCCAGCAGGUUCAUUAAGACUCCCGUCAACAACAAGAUGGCCAAAUGGGGACACAAGAAGGAGUGAAGACGAAACUCACCUCUGCCUUAGAAAUACAAAGUGCUUUCCUCAAGUGCAACUUACCGGAGAAACGUAAAUUCAGCAGUAAAUUUGUAAUCUUUUUUCAUAUCAUGAAGGCUUCAUGUCCUUUCGACAAAAGGAUAUGAUGGUGAAUACUUUUAAUUUCAAUCAAAGCACUUGUUAGUUUUGUAACAUGUUUUGUUGACAGAAUAAACUAACUAAAUCUCA
Poecilia reticulata (guppy) is the source of this 1010-nucleotide messenger RNA. Its product is annotated as glutathione S-transferase Mu 3-like. Gene Ontology annotation, molecular function: glutathione transferase activity. The record is from RefSeq and is a predicted model, not a curated record. Gene Ontology annotation, biological process: glutathione metabolic process. NCBI's taxonomy places the organism in Eukaryota, Metazoa, Chordata, Actinopteri, Cyprinodontiformes, Poeciliidae.